CAAAGAAGGCAGCUGGGCAGCUGACAGGAACAACAUUCAGCUCCCAGGCUGAAAGGGAACAUCUGGUGGCUGGGGGCUGUUAAAAUGAGCGAUAACACUGUUCUGGCUGCUCCAGCUUCAAACCAGGGUCCUACCACCCCACGCAAAGGCCCUCCCAAGUUCAAGCAGAGGCAGACUCGCCAAUUCAAGAGUAAACCUCCAAAGAAAGGUGUGAAAGGAUUUGGAGAUGACAUUCCAGGAAUGGAGGGUCUAGGAACAGAUAUCACGGUGAUUUGCCCGUGGGAGGCAUUCAGCCACCUGGAAUUGCAUGAGCUCGCUCAGUUUGGGAUUAUUUGAGGUGCCAGAGGUUCGGCCACUCUCAACGACAUCUGCUGUAAUUUUGGUUGCAUCUGCCCUGUUGAUUUUGCCCCGUUGAUCUGCCAGAGUCUUGAAAUUCAGCUGAUUGGAAGUGGUUUCUUUGACUUUCAAGGUCAUUUCCUAUCAGUUACUACUAAGAGUUCUCUUACUGUCAGAAUCUCUCUUGGAGUACAGCUCAAAAUAGUGGAUGCAUUUCAAACUUGACCACCUUUUCCUGCCAGCUUGUUAGAAGUCAUCAGUAUUUCUCUGCAUUUUGUUUAUGUGUAAGUCCUUUAAAUCUAUUUUUGCUAGGCAUGCAUUAUGAUUAAUAGCAGACUUUUAAGACAACAUUUAUGUCACUCCCCUUCUCUUAUUUACCAAAGGAGAUAUUUACCUUGAAUGUCGGUGAAAUUGUAUUAAAUGC
Messenger RNA from Saimiri boliviensis boliviensis (Bolivian squirrel monkey), 760 nucleotides. RefSeq names its product phosphodiesterase 6H (gene PDE6H). Gene Ontology annotation, cellular component: photoreceptor outer segment membrane. Gene Ontology annotation, biological process: positive regulation of epidermal growth factor receptor signaling pathway; visual perception; positive regulation of G protein-coupled receptor signaling pathway. Gene Ontology annotation, molecular function: cGMP binding; 3',5'-cyclic-nucleotide phosphodiesterase activity. NCBI's taxonomy places the organism in Eukaryota, Metazoa, Chordata, Mammalia, Primates, Cebidae. The record is from RefSeq and is a predicted model, not a curated record.